Molecule: messenger RNA, 3539 nt
Organism: Hydractinia symbiolongicarpus
Lineage: Eukaryota; Metazoa; Cnidaria; Hydrozoa; Anthoathecata; Hydractiniidae
Exons: 15
Coding region: 311-2710 (799 amino acids)
Biological process (GO): mitotic intra-S DNA damage checkpoint signaling; resolution of meiotic recombination intermediates; DNA catabolic process
Cellular component (GO): nucleus; Holliday junction resolvase complex
Molecular function (GO): DNA binding; 3'-flap endonuclease activity; crossover junction DNA endonuclease activity
Source: RefSeq, a predicted model, not a curated record
GUGAAAAAGAUAUACAGUCCAUGGGUGUAAAAUUGCGAAACAGAUUAAAUUUAGUUGUGAAGGAAAAGUUUCCACAUACAAAGAAAUGUUAAGUCGAGAAGAAAAGUGUCGAAACACAGAAGGGAAGUGUGAGAAUAUAGAAUAGAACUAGGGGCCAUCGUAAUGUUUUCUACAAUAAUAUGCAUUUUUCCAUGUUAAAAAUGGCAUUCGGUUUCGUUUUCUGACUUCGACUCAACAGGGAGCACACUGAACAACGUUUGCAGAAGAUGUAUUAGGCAAAAAACUGUCGGAAAAACUAUGAUGUAAAAUAAUGCCAAAGAAAAAAACUUUUCAAGAUCUGAAGUAUAAAUUCAUCAGAGGUUUGAUUGGAUAUGAGAAGUACCAACGAAAAUUUAACUACCUAAAGUCAGCGGCAGAAUGGACGUCAAGGGCUAUUGUAUCUCUAGAUCUUGCAGAUAGCGAAAUACGCUCAGUGAAACAGGCUGAAAAACUAGAAGCAAUUGGUGGUGCGAUUGCAGAAAGACUGAAAUUCAUUUUAAAUAGAGACAACAUUGACUGUGAGCCACCGGCUAAAGAAAAAUAUGCGAGCAGUGCUUCUGCUUUACUUGCAGCUCUGUAUGAUCUAACACAAGAAGCAAAAUUUAAUAAUCCGGAUGAUGAUUUCCCCUUAAUACAUAGUGAAGUUCUUCGUGAAAGAUGCAAAGAAAUGUGUGAAGAAAGCUUUACGACACCGAUAUCCUCUUCUGCUUCAAUUUUCUGCUGUGCGUGGUGGAGAUUGAACAUUUUGGAAUCAAGGAAUUACAUAAAGAAAAGAAUGAGAUCAAAAGAAGUUGUUUAUCAGAUAUUACCAUUAGGUGUUGAGGUUGCGGAAAGACUAAAAGAUGGUUUGUCAGCACCUGAAAAGCCUUCCCAUGAUGCUUUGUAUACAACUGAUGAUGGCAGUGAUGGAGUUGUGAUGUGUGUCGACCAUAGAGAGCUUGGAGGAGAUCACAAUAAAUUACUUACGCUCUGUAAUCUUCUUUCACGAGAAGGAAUCAAAUUUAAAACAACAACACUGCCUGUUGGUGACUAUGUGUGGUAUCACAGACGUCAUAAAAAUGAAGAGAAACUACCAACACUUGUGGAAAGGAAAAGAGGAGAUGAUCUUGCAGAAAGUUUAAAAGAUGGAAGAUUUUUAAGACAGAAAGAAAAUAUGAAACAAUGGAAGAAUUCCUUUGGAACACGUGAUGUCCAAUUGUAUUACGUCAUCGAAGGUGACAUCAGUAAAUAUGUUGUUCAAUGUGGACACGAAUGUGUGGGCAAGUGUGGAAAUCCUGACUUGCUUAAAGUCACAACUACUUUGAGUGAGCUUGAGAAUGAUUCUGAUUUCGCUGUCAUAUAUACUUGUAAUGUCGAAGAAAGCGUACAGAGUUUAGUUAAUAUUCAUUUGGAACUUGAAGCCAGGAUUGCUUCGAAAGAGUUCGUUGAUGAGAUGUCGAAAGGAAACGUAAAACAUGAAGUUCACCCACCGGAGAAACAUAAGCGUUACCUACCGGACAAACACGAACUUUACUCACCGGACAAACACGAACUUUACUCACCAGACAAACAGGAACUUUAUUCGCCGGACAAACACGAACUUUAUUCGCCGGACAAACACGAACUUUACUCGCCGGACGAGCAUGGAGGAGGUUUUUAUGCUUCUUUUAAUGAAACUUCCAAUAAUUCAAUAACAGAAGAUUCGCCUGAUUCUAGUCGACGCGAAAGUUCAGUGUUUACGCGAUGUGAACGUUCUGAAGAAAAUGCGCGCCUUGGAUCUGUUAUGAAAAAUUCGUUUAUCCCUUGCCCUAAACGACUUGACAAGCACGAUCAAGACCUCGAUGACCCAUGUUUAUAUAAACCUAUUGACUCGUUUAAUUCGUUAGAAGAAUAUCGGAAAAGUAAAGAGCAACAAGAUGGUAACCAUGACUGCGAUUAUGCAUCUUCGGAUUUACGAAGCACAGAUAAUCCCUUCCUGCCAAUUUCAGAAUUUAAUCCACGAAUUUCUUUACAUACAGAUCUUGACGGAACCGCGAUUUUUAAACCAGAUAAAGAUGCAAAUUUAGAAAAUGACGUCAGCGACACUGAACAUGCGGAAUUGCGAACCAGCUUCACUACCUGCGAGCGAUAUAAAACAGAACCAUUUGCAACUAAGAAUGAUAAAUUAAAGAGAGUUUCAUCGCUCUCUUCAACAUCCUCUACUGCAAAACGGAAAAAAACGACUGUAAAUUUUGAUAACUUGGCUUUUAUUGAGGAAGAACUGAAAUUUUCGGAAAGACAGGAAACCGAAGACUGCGAUUGGUUGUACAAAAGCGCGUUUGUGGUGGGAGAAGUUGGUAACAGUACCUGCACGUCAAAGUCUAAGCAUCGACACAAUGACAUUGAUAUUGAUAAUCUGUCACCAUUUCAACAGAAUGAAAUCGAGAAUCAAAAAAUAAAAGAUACCAAUAAACAGAAGUGUCAUGGGGACACAACGAAGCAGUUUCUUUUCAAUGGAGAAAUGAUUGACAUGGGAGAAGAGCAGCCCGAAGUUAAAACGGAAAGUGACAAUUUGGAAGAUAAAACAGAGACAAGCGGAAAAAUUAAUCAACUUUCAAUGUUAUUUCCUAAGAGGAAAGUUCGAGAACUAAUUCAAAUGUUAAAUAGUGUGGAUGGCAGUAUACAGUUGGCUGCGGAAAGGCUUCUUUCCUAAAAUUGUUUUUGAAUCAACAAAAAUUAUGGAGAAGUGUAGCGAUUCCGCAUGAUGGACCUUAAAAACUGAUGAUUUUAUAUGUAUAUAUGUAAAUUUUGACUCGUCAACGCUGAUUUUAAUUUAAAAUAUAUCUAAAUUUGAAUUGUUUACGGCGAACUGUGCAUUCUAAUGGGAUUAAUAAGACAAACGCUCCUAAUGCCUCACUUGGCCAGUUGAACAGCUUUACCCUGAAAAAUCGAGAGAAAUUGCCAUCUGACCCUCAUGUGUUUGUUUUUUAUAUAAAUAUUGUAACGUUGUCAAACAUUUUUUAUCUUGUCUGUAAUUUUAUUUUUUGCCCAUAUAAAGAGGCACAUUGUGACUCAUGUGAACAAAACACCAAUUGAGGUUUAACUUACUAACGUUUAAUAUUUACAAAACAAACAAAACAUACACCAAUUUUGUUAUCACAACCUCAUACAACAUGCUGGUACUUUCUCGCAAACAAGCGGUGCUGAAAAGCAACACAAGGAUUAGAACUCAAUGCAGGUGGGCAUCGCACGUCCAUGAAGCAGAGACGAACACUCUCCGUUUAAGAUCUAUUUUUUACUUUUCUUGAUAUCACUGUUAUUCGUCCGUAAUUUCUGCCACAACGCUCUCCCUUUUUUCUCCGUUUUGCUCUCCUCCACCUCAAUAGUUUUUGGAAAUUCCGGCGUUGAAUUAGGCCUUUCAGCUUGACCUUUUUGUCUAAUUUCAGGACUCGAUUUACUAGCGAGCAUGUGAACCUGAGUUGUUGGAUAUUUAAAACUGAUACAAUUUUCUUUGAUGAAGUGGUUAACCACGCCUUCGAGAU